CGGGACACCAGCGUGCUCCUCCGCCUAUCAGUGCCCCUUUGAGCACCCGUGGGACAGACGGGGUGGUCAGCCCCUUAGGCCUAAACCCGCGGCCCGGCCGAGAGGCGGGAAUAGGCUACCCUCCCUGCGCGCUGAACCGCGGCUCGCCAGCGCCACCCCCAGAGGAGCGCAGCUGCUGCAGCUCGACCCCGCGUCUUCCUGUGGCUCCCCUGCUACCCCUUCGACACUGCGGGCUGUGCACAGGAAGCUGCCAAACCCUGACUUCGGAGGAGCUGCCCAGGGGUCCUAGCCCGCCGUCUGCAGAUGCCAGAGGUCAGAUUUGGCGCGUUUCCAGGCAGUCCAAGGGGACCUGAGCCCUGGCCUCGAGGAGGCGCUAUUCAGACUACUUGAGGGCCAGAAGACAACAGAGACGCCCAGGGAUCAAGUCCCUGGCAAACUUGAAGAGCCGGAAUCUAGCGAAAGUCCUGGGGAAACUGAGGCAGGAAGCCAGAUCCCCAAGGACAAAGACAGGUGGGCUGGUGAGAAACAGCCGACGAGGCCCAGCGCUGCCCCAACGAGCGCGGGGCCUGUGAUGCCAAAAAACUUUCCUGCAGCGGAGGGGUUGGGGAGCCGGGCUGGACGCUUCUCCUCCGAGCCUCUGCUCUCUCCACCUGCCAGUGUUCAACCUCCGCCCAACCUUCGCCCACCCAGAUCCCUCCCCUCCCCCCGCACGCCUCUGUUCACUUAGAUUCCUCAUCUCUCUCCUCUUCCCUCCUCCUCCCUCUUGCCUUUCUCCCCCACUUUCCUCCUCUUUCUUCUCCUGUCUCUUCUGUUGUAUUCUCUCCUCUCUCACCGCCCAGUUUGCUUCUUUCCUCCUCCGGGCCGCAGGGGAGGAGGUAAGCGCCUUGCGCCCGGGGCCUGCGCUGCGCAGAGGAAGGCGUUUCUCUUACUUCUCCCGGGUAAUUUGGAGAGAUUGUAUGCGCGCGCGCACGCGUGGUUUUCAGGCAAAAAGUGGUAAGAUCCAGCGCCAAACAGAGAGGGUCAGGGUCUUUGACGUUCCUCGCCAGCUGCACAAACCUCCGGGAACAAGUGUGAGAGUGCGCGCGCGGGCACGGGCUGGCUGCGCUUGGCACGCCUGGUGGCCCGGGGCCCCAGGGCCCGGGGGCCCUCCUGGCAGCCCGGGAUUACCGUGACGUCACAUUGAACCUCUUGCUUCCGUGGAUUGGGACACCUCGGGAGCCGCACAGCUACGCUCCGCGCCUCACCUUGCCUCGCCACCGCGCGCCUUUGGGAACCCGCAUCCUCUCCCUUUCCCUGGCCAUCCAUGGGCCCUUCUGUCUUCCGCACCACGCGGGCGGGAGGGGCGCCUUCUGGAGCGCAGAGCUCGGCAGCCCGGCUGCCCUCCGCUCUGCCUCCAGUCGCGCCAAGCGGUCGGAGGACCUGGCUCUGGGCACCCGCAGCGGUGUAAGGAACCCAGGCGGCGCACGGCUGCAGGCGCGGAACCGCUGGGCUGAGGCCGGAACUCGCAAGAGAAGAGGCAGGCUGGCUAGGGACAGCCACCAUGUCGUUCCCGCACUUUGGACACCCUUACGGCAGCGCUUCCCAGUUUCUGGUGUCUGCAAGUUCCAGCGCCACUUGCUGCGAAUCCGCCCCGCGCUCGGUCCCAGAUGUGACCUCAAGCGCCACCCCAGCGGCAGCUCUCUGCUGCGCACCCUAUGACGGUCGGCUACUGGGCAGUGCGCGGCCCGAGCUGGGCGCGGCCUUGGGCAUCUAUGGAGCCCCCUACGCGGCCGCUGCAGCUGCCCAGAGCUACCCCGGCUACCUGCCCUACAGCCCUGAGCCUCCUGCACUGUACGGGGCGCUGAAUCCACAGUAUGACUUUAAAGAGGCUGCAGGAAACUUUACACCAGGCCUGGCACAACCCGGAGCCUAUUAUCCUUAUGAGCCCACCCUGGGGCAGUACCAGUAUGACCGGUACGGAGCAGUGGAGUUCAGCGGCACUGGGCGCCGGAAGAACGCCACCCGGGAGACCACUAGCACGCUCAAGGCCUGGCUCAACGAGCACCGCAAGAACCCCUACCCCACCAAGGGCGAGAAGAUCAUGCUGGCCAUCAUCACCAAGAUGACCCUCACCCAGGUGUCCACCUGGUUCGCCAACGCGCGCCGGCGCCUCAAGAAGGAGAACAAGAUGACGUGGGCGCCCAAGAACAAAGGCGGGGAGGAGCGGAAGAUGGAGGGUGGAGCAGAGGAAUCGCUGGGCUGUCUAAACGGUGACACAAAAGAUGUUACUACUUGUCAGGAGGUUCGGGGGCUUCGGCUGAGUGACCUCGAGGACCUGGAGGAUGAGGAGGAAGAGGAGGCAGAGGAAGAGGAGGCAGUGGCCACAGCUACGGACAGGCUGGCUGAGAUCCAUAAGGACAUGCAGUCACUGCGGGAGCCUUGCGCUGCAGCUCCAGAGGGCCAGCUGGAACACAGGGAGUACAGCUUGGUGGCACCCUGCUUCUCAUUCAAUGAGCCCCCAGGGUCAGAAGAAACUGACUUCCUCCAAGCCAAGCCAGGGAGCCCCACGUUGACCAUGCACUACCCAGGCAGCGAGAAACCCCGCAUCUGGUCCCUGGCCCACACCGCAGCAGCUAGAGCUGUCCAAGGCACAGCUCCAGCUCCCUCCAGACCACGAAGUUCUGAGUGCCAUCUGAUUCCCAGACAGCCUCCAGGCUCAGGCCAGCGAUCCACGGUUCCCAGAGACUCCACAUGUGAAGAGUCUUCCUGUAUAGCCAAAGCCUUUGGAAACUCUGCAUUUGCCCUGCAGGGACUGCCGCUGAACUGUGCCCCCUGCCCACGGCGGAGGGAGCCUGCAGUGCAGUGCCAGUACCCGUCUGGAGCAGAAGCAGGUUAGCGCAAUGGCUGCGAUUUGCGGAAGAAUCUUGGAAAUAAGCCCCCUCUUUCCAACUUACCUCCACGCUAUGAAACUGGGAGACCUUGCCAGGGACCGGGACUCUCACUUCUCCUAAAAGACAGACAGACACACAGAACCCCUCCUACCGGGCCCACUCCCGAGUGGCUGGCAGACAUACAUCUUGUCAGAUCCUGCGGAGUUGGUGGCCACCGCACACCUUGGGGAAGGACAAGUGGGAAAGCUGGGCGAGUCUGCUCGUGCACUGACUCAGGUUACCAAGUCUUUCUCCCUCCUCUUGAUUCAGGGUCUGAAGCUGCUCCUUCCCCACUCACCCUCAUUUUGCAACUCCACGCUGACCACGUGCGUCGUCUCCCUCUCCCCACUCCUUGUGUCCUUUAAAAAUAAUUAA
Messenger RNA from Manis pentadactyla (Chinese pangolin), 3284 nucleotides. RefSeq names its product iroquois homeobox 6 (gene IRX6). Gene Ontology annotation, cellular component: nucleus. The record is from RefSeq and is a predicted model, not a curated record. Lineage: Eukaryota; Metazoa; Chordata; Mammalia; Pholidota; Manidae. Gene Ontology annotation, molecular function: DNA-binding transcription factor activity, RNA polymerase II-specific; RNA polymerase II cis-regulatory region sequence-specific DNA binding. The transcript has 6 exons. Bases 1541 to 2875 code for a protein of 444 amino acids. Gene Ontology annotation, biological process: regulation of transcription by RNA polymerase II; neuron differentiation; cell development.